This is a messenger RNA of Trypanosoma conorhini, 585 nucleotides long. RefSeq lists its product as uncharacterized. NCBI's taxonomy places the organism in Eukaryota, Euglenozoa, Kinetoplastea, Trypanosomatida, Trypanosomatidae. The coding region runs from base 1 to 585 and encodes 194 amino acids. The transcript has a single exon. The record is from RefSeq and is a predicted model, not a curated record.
AUGAGCGUGAGCGGCUUGCGUGCGCUUGCGCGUAGUGGCGUUCAGUAUGGCUUCAGAGGGGGCUGCGUGAGCCGGGGCCUGCCACCGAGUGCGCGUAGGGCCCUCGGCCCCUCUCUGUCGAUAUCUGUCACUUCUGUGCCCCACGCGACUCUCACUGCCCAGUCACGCACGCAGUUUGCACAGGUUCCCGGGAAGCGGGAUCAGGAGGCCUUCCUUUCGCAGUAUAACCCGCUUGAGGUCCUCGCCCUUGAGGAGUCUUGCACGGUAGAGGAAAUUGACGAGGCAUUCAAGCGAAUGAGUGCCAAGUAUGGCCCUAACGGUCCCUGCCCUGACGCGAAGUUGUUGGAUCGUGUAUUUAGGGCGCAUGAGAUUCUCAAGGAUCCCGGCUCGCCCUACUACCUCCGUGCCCACUCCUCCGACACUGACAGGCAACGUCUUCAGUUCCAGCUUCUUCCAAAGUCAAAGCGUCGGCUAAUUGAGGUUCAAGUGGGAAUUUUGGUGCUUCUUUUAGUUGGGCUCGCGAUGCUGGUGCUUACCUUGGUGCUGCGCCCGAUGAAGCGCUCAAUCCGUGCUGCAACGCGUUGA